Oncorhynchus masou masou (cherry salmon) is the source of this 497-nucleotide messenger RNA. RefSeq names its product sodium/potassium-transporting ATPase subunit beta-1-interacting protein 3-like. Gene Ontology annotation, biological process: regulation of sodium ion transport. The record is from RefSeq and is a predicted model, not a curated record. The transcript is spliced from 5 exons. NCBI's taxonomy places the organism in Eukaryota, Metazoa, Chordata, Actinopteri, Salmoniformes, Salmonidae. The coding region runs from base 12 to 497 and encodes 161 amino acids.
GCAGAGAUAUAAUGGGGUGCUGUUCAGGACGAUGUAUGCUGAUCUUCUUCUGCACUCUCCAAUUGAUGACAGCAUUGGAGAGGCAGGCUUUGGACUUCCUUGGGUACCAGUGGGCUCCCAUCAUGGUCAACUUCCUGCACAUAAUUAUGGUUAUCCUCUGCCUCUUUGGCACCAUUCAGUACAGACCACGCUAUGUUGUUCUAUACCUGCUGUGGACAUUACUAUGGGUGGCAUGGAAUGUCUUUGUGAGCUGUCUGUACUUGGACCUGGGAGGACUUUCCAAGGAGAGCGACCUGCUUUCUCUGGGUGUAUCAUCACACCGUUCAUGGUGGAAAGACAACAGUCCAGGCUGUGAUGACAGGGACCUUCCUGCCACUAGAUGGCAGAGUCUGGAGAGCCCAGAACUCAUCUCUGCUCUGGGAUGCUGGCUGGAAUAUCAAUACAUAGAGGUCCUACACUGCAUUGUACAAGUCCUAAUCUCUUGUAACUACACCUAA